Struthio camelus australis is the source of this 5125-nucleotide messenger RNA. The record is from RefSeq and is a predicted model, not a curated record. NCBI's taxonomy places the organism in Eukaryota, Metazoa, Chordata, Aves, Struthioniformes, Struthionidae.
AUGCUUGGUACCAAAGACUAUACGCCCAGAAAGAAAGUGUCUGACUUUAAGGAAUUCAGGAAAAAACUGUUUUUAUCCCAGACACGUCCACUGAUCGGGUGUUGUUCUCUACAUGCGUUUGCAGGUGUUGGGAAGUCUUCACUAGUUCACCUCUUAUGCCAAAACCAGGUGUUGGGGAAUCCAUCUUGGACAGUGGGCUGCUCGGUGGAUGUUCGAAUUCAUGACUACAAAGAAGGGACUCCAGAAGAGAAGACCUACUAUAUUGAGCUGUGGGAUGUUGGCGGUUCAGUGGGCAGUGCCACUAGCGUGAAAAGCACACGAGCAGUAUUUUAUAACUUGCUGAAUGGGAUAAUUUUAGUGCAUGAUUUAACCAACAAGAAGUCAUCCCAGAAUCUGUAUCGCUGGUCUUUGGAAGCACUCAACAGAGAUGUCGCUCCAACGGGAGUUCUAGUGACAAACGGUGACUAUGACCGUGAACAGUUUGCUGAUAACCAGAUUCCACUGCUGGUAAUAGGAACUAAACUGGAUCAGAUCCCAGAAACUAAGCGGAAUGAAGUUUUAACCAGAACAGCUUUCCUGGCUGAGGAUUUCAAUGCUGAAGAGAUCAAUUUGGAUUGCACCAAUCCUCGUUAUCUGGCUGCAGGCUCAUCCAAUGCUGUCAAGCUAAGCAGGUUUUUUGAUAAGGUCAUAGAGAAGAGAUACUUUUUAAGAGAUGGCAAUCAGAUUCCUGGCUUCACAGAAAGGAAGAGGUUUGGAGGAGGAGCGCUAAAGAGCCUUCAUUAUGACUGAACAUUGAGAAUAAGUUGAAGAUGGAUUUUUCUCAGUGUCUAACUACGUUCCCAUUGGAUGCUUAAAGACAAUAAUGCUUGUGUCAGGCAGAAUGAAAUGAAAUCAUGCUUUGGCUAGGUAGACUGCUGAAGCUACUUCUGCUGCAAAAGACUUGGGGAAGAAUGUCCAGAAUCUAAUUUGAGAUCUGGACUUGCAGGCCUUCUGGAUAUAUGGGAACUUUUGGAGGAUGUGUGCAAUAAAUUCAGUGCCUCCCACAUUGCUGUGGGAAAUGUUAUCAUGCACGGCAUGUAUAUUUGAUGUCUUUUUCUCCAUUCUGGAAGAUUUAUGAACAAUCUUUGCAAUGAAUUACAUUCAUCUUACCUCCAGCAGAAAGAUGACACUGAGUGGGCUUCUCAUUUUCAGUAAAGUGAAAGAAAAACAAGAGAGCAAAAUGUAGAGAUGAGUAAGGAAUGGUCUGGAAAAUACAGAAUGCUAUUACUAAAUGAAUGCUGUUGUCUCACCUGGAACACACUGUUCAGCUCCACUCAGAAGUGAUAAAAGAGAAAUAGACAAGAAAUGAAAAAGAUUUGAAGCCCCAAAAAUUAUGGGUGGAAAACAAAUGGUAUUAAUUCUGCUGCUUUAAUUAAAAUUGUUUACUUUGGAGAGGACAGAGAAAGUGAAUCGGGUACUCCCGUUUAUCUUCUCAUUAUUGAAACUCCUUGCUCUUAUAUCAAGUUAAAAAGGCAAUGCAUUGAAAGUUGAUGGGAAAAGUAUAUUUUUAUACCAUGCUUAUGUGGACCUCAAUGUGAAACGGUCUUACUGAGUCCGAGAGCUUAGUAGGUUCAGAAAACAUGAAAUAUAAGAACAUCCACUGUUGAAUUAGAAUGGAUAGAAAUUUUAAAAGGAUAUAAAGCCCUGUAAAGAGUAGGAACCAAGUAAGCAUGCUUAGAAAGAAUGAACUGUGAUAGGGCAGUUUUGUUGACACAUCUAGCGCUAAAGAUGCGGCAGACUUGACAAAGAGGCCUGCUGGUCUGAUCUGCAGUGCCAGCUAUUGGCUUUCUAAAUAUCCUUGUCUCUGUAUAAUUUCUCAUCUCCCCAAAACUAUAAGGAGAGGUAAAAGCUAAGUUCAUGGCAGUUUCUUCUUUUCCCUUCUGUCCUUCCUUCCUCAUAGUUACCUCUAAUGGUUAAAGCCUCUGGCAGAGGCUGACUAAGAGCUGGAGUUAGAUGUAAAUACAGAUUAAUAAUAAAUGGGAGUAGAAGAAAGUAAAUGCUGGUGUGAAAUUGACAUUGAGCUGAGUUCUGCAGUCUCCAGAUUACAUCUGCCUGCAGCUCUUCUCUAGCAGCUGCCUGGAAUUAAAUGGGAAACUGCCUAUUGCCACUAAUCAGGCACAAAAAUGACAGCUAGGUGUGCUAGUCAAACUUAUUAAAAUUAAAAAUAUGACUGCUUUGCUUUUCCUUUCUUCAGGCCAUUUCCUAAAGGGUCUCGGAGCGUUUGCAAACGUUAGUGGCCUACAUUUUUAGAUGGCAGUAUGAAAUAGGAUAUUAGUUUACAUUUACUUUAUGACCAGGGAAAAUAAGGUUUUGAAAUAUUCAUACCAGAUAACCCACGCCCAAGUUAUGCUGCUCAUGACAGCACCAAGUCUGUCUCAGCUCCUUUGACAAUGAAAGCUGGAAUUAUUUUCCCAAGGUCAGACAGUAUUUUAGGGUAAUCAGAUCUGGGCUCCCUCUUGUUACCAAGGAGCUGCAGAAAAAAACAAGAAAGCUAGGCCUAUUUUCUCUUUCACCUUAUGGCUUCGUUAAGAGAAUUGAAAGUGUUGUGGAGUAAGGGAAGUCAAGAGCACCCGUUUAGACUAAGAUAUUGCACUACCUAAUGACAAGACAAGUCUUCGAUUUCAAGGAAGAAACUUUCCAAACUAGCCUUAUUCAAUUAAUCAAAAAAGGAAUGUUGUGCAGUAUGGUGUAAAGUGGCCUAAGCCCUAGUCAGGACUUAACUGUAUUUGUGCAUUUCACUGCAGAGGCUCCACAAAGAAACUCUCUUAGUAUGAGAAAUCUUACAGAAGUGAAUUCAUGCUCCAGGAAUAGGUCUAGUGCAUCAGUGGGAUGGAAGCUAAUGGCAGUCAGGAUUUUGGGACAAAUUAAAAAAAAUACUGUCAUGAUAGGAGGGAAAGAUGAUAAAGGGAACAAGAGCUAAGGAGGAGUAGCGUACAUCAGCAAGCUGUAGAAAGGCAAUGCUAGCAGAUUGAGAGGGCAGUUUGUUCAAGGCUCUGGCUCCUGCUCUAGGCCCAGCUAAGUCUAUCAGCAUGCUGUCAUCCACUUGUGAGCUGUGAAAACUUGUCCCAGGAUAUUUCCAUCCCCUACUGAAUUGACUUGCUGCAUGGCCUGACAAGUGACUUCGCUGGUCAGUCUCACUGUUUCCAUCUGCAAAGUGAAAGAUGCUUCCCUGGAGGCAUAGUCCUGAUGUAUCUGUCUGUCAAACUCCUGUGCUUUCAACACAUUGCGAAUUAAAGAGUCCGUAUUUUUGUUAUUUCAGUCUUGAUCAUUUACCUUGAAGAAAAUGAGGACCAAAGGUGUACCAAGCUGUUUGUAUUGUAACAAUACUUAGUCUGAUAUGACCACCUUUAACUCUGUCCUGCCAUAAACUCUUUUAACUUCACUACAGUUAGUUUUAAGGCACUGAAAUCCUCUAUAUAGCCGUCAUGGUUAUAUUUCUGACAGUUAAAGGCUGAAUUUCUGUGCUGUUCUCCAUCAGUAGCCCUUAAAAAUGACUGCAGACCCAUCUGACCAUGAUCAGUGUUUUAGCAUUUGUGGUCACAGAUUAAAUUUCUAUGUAAAAUAUCCAUGCAUUUUCCCCCUAUAUAUUUUUGCCUGCUUUUCUUUUUGUAGCAUUCCAGCAGGGCCAAGUUAAAGUUAAUAACACAUUUUGAAUUUUCUUUAACUAAAAUCCUGAAAUUUCGUGGUUUUCCCAUGCUUGGUGUUAGGAUGAUUGCAGUAUCCCCAUUUUGUGCUUCAUCUCUGUGACCACCACGUGCUCUCCGUUUUAGCUCUGUUUAAAUGCUUCCAUACUGUUUUUGCUUGGAAUAGUGGCUUCUGUUUUCCUAAAGGUGAUACAGAGGAAAGCUAUGCAGAAUGGGCAGAGAGAAUAAUAAAUUAGACAAAUGGGAACUGGCAUAAGCCCUGCCAGACACCCUUAGCCUGCUGAGUAGGUGUAGUGUGGAAUUAGGUGCAUCUGUCUCUUUAUUUUAAUCAGCAUGGGUGGCUCCAUACACAAGGGCUACCAGUUUCACAUAGUGCCUUGGUUAUACCCAUAUUGCUGUUGUGUAGAUUCAAGAAUACCUUGCGCCUCCUAUGAUGAUCAAAUGAUCAGGAUCCAGCGGGCAACUUGGAAUGACCAUCCCUUUUCCCAGAUCUUUUUUCAUCCAUUUUCCUCUUCCUUGCUGCCCCAUCCCUUCCAUGCUUCUGCCUUACACCUAUUUUAAAAUCUCUGAACAGCUAUGUUGAAUUGUCACUAAUAAAGCUGUGUUCAUCUUUUUCCCACACAUUCAGUGCCCUGCCCAAUCCAAACCAUUUGUGUUUUUUUUAUGUCACAGGCAAGAGCGUAGUGAUUGUUUCUUACCUGUGUUAAUACAAUAUAUUAUAAGUCCAGCAUCUUAGGUAUUUUAAUAUAAGUAGAUCUCCAAUCCAGAUAAAGAAUCUUAUUUGUUUAGACCUCAGCAGGUAACCACAGUAAGGCGUAGUCUUUCUUUUUAGGAUAAGAAAUGAGUAAUGGAGUCAUGUAUUCUGGUGAUGUUACGGUUAUUUUUAAAGGACGUGCUAAGUUCCCCUUUUUUGAAAAUAGGAGCUACCAGAGGCAGUUUGAUUGCUCUUUGCACCUCACCUUUUUCAGCUGCCGACAAAAUGCUUCAGCUCCAGGCUUGGGGCCGCGCUACCAAGUGCUCUCCCUGUGUCACGCUUCACUCCUCCUUCUAUAUGUGUUUCAACUUUCUCUUCUUUGUCCCCCUCUCCCUUUCUGUCCCCCCACCUCAUCUUCUCAUGCCCUCUGUGAUGCUUUGUCUACCCAGCCUCUGUUUACCCCAUCGCCCUUUCUCUGGCCCCAGUUUCUAUCCUCCUUCCUGUCCCCCCUCCACUGGCCCCUCAUAUGACCCCUUUGUGUCCCCACUCUCUUUGUGUUUCCUCCCACUUCUCCCACUGGCCUGCCCUUUCUCCCCAUCUCUUUCUCUCACCUUCCAUCUCUGUCUCUCUCCCUCUGUCUCGUUCUCUGUCUUUCCCUGGCUCUGUCUGGCAGUUUCUGUAUCUUGCUGUUUCUGUCUCUUGCCAUUUCCCUCUCUCACUGGCUCAUGUCUUGCUGUUUCUAUUUUCU